ACUAGCUUUGGAAAUGUUAUCGUUGAAACCAAAAACAUGAAAAUACAGGGAAAUCUCAAAAGAAUGUCUUCUAUCCAAAAGCACAAACAUUAGUGUUGGCUAUCUUGUAUUGUAGCAAAUAGAAGAUAUCUAUAGUUAAAUCAAAUAACCAUGGUACUAUUAUUAUGAUUCAAGAGAGUUUUAAACAUGGCAGAAAAAAUUACAAAAGAAUGUUCAGAAGCUGGUCAUUUUUAGCACAAUAUUAAUAGAACCAAAUGCUAUCUUUGACAAGUAUAGAUUCACCCCAUUGGUGGAGUUGCUUUGUUUACUCAAUGGACUACUCUUCUAAAAGCUUUAUGAAAGUGGUAAUAACAAGAUGCUUUGAAAGUAACUUUUCGACUAUGAAUUGAGUAGGCAUGGUGCGGACAUUUACUAUAAUAGAAAAAGAUCAUGCCAAUAUCUUACUUGAACUUGUACUUAAUGUUUAGGCAUGGUGCGGACAUUUACUACUGAUGGAGAAGGGCGUGUUAGGCCGACUGCGUCAGCACGUCGACGUGGCCGCACAAAAGUUACUUCUUCGAAUCCGGUGGCUGAAGAGGAGCCACAUCAGGAAGUAGAGGAGGCCCAGUUGGAUGAUGUUCAUAACAUAGAAGUUGAUGAUUCUGGUGUAGAUGGAUAUCCUGGUGGUCCUAUUGACACUUCUGUUCUUAAGACAUACGGAGACCACGUGGCUGGUCGACUUUGGAAUGGAGAGGAUCGAGGGGAGCUGAGGAUAUUCAACAACGGAAAAAAGAUGAAGCGUGUUAUCAUUGAUCAUGCCGAGGUACAACGCUUAGUAGAGGGAUCGGGACUCCUACCUUUGUUGAAAUGCAGCUAUGAAAUGAUAGACAAGGGACUCAUUUCUGCUUUCGUAGAGAGGUGGCAUCGGGACACCAACAGUUUCCAUCUUCCGAUUGGAGAGAUGACCAUUACCAUGGAUGAUGUGUGGUCUUUGUUACAUAUACCUAUCACUGGGGCAUUCUUCACUUUCACUGUGUUUGACAGGGACCAAGCUGCAAUUGUAUUAUCUGAACUAUUAGGAGUUUCCAUAUCAUUUGCUCGGACUGAGUUUCGUGUCACUAAUGCGUCACAUGUUCGAUUCUCUUGGUUGUUAGAUCUGUAUAAUCAACGUUGUGGUGAGAAACGUUGGGUUGAGGCUGCAAGGGCAUUUUUAUUUUGUCUGGUUGGGUGCACACUCUUCACUGACAAGAGUGCAAACGGAGUAGAUGUUGCAUACUUAGAGUGUUUUCGUGACCUCGAUAGUUGUGGAGGAUAUGCAUGGGGUACUGCUGCCCUUGCCUAUUUGUAUGACAAUCUAUGCCAUGCAAGCCUUCAUCACAUCAAAACUAUUUCGAGUUACCUAACACUGAUGCAGGCAUGGGUUUAUGAACACUUCCCUUCUUUAAGAACUAAUUCUUGUAAGUUGAAAUCAAAGUAUAAAGAAGAAUUACCCCGAUCCAUUAAAUGGAAGCCGAAGAGGGAUAAAGGUCAGGUGAUUCCUUUUAGACAAACUCUUGAUAUUAUGAUUGUUGAUCAGGUUUGUUGGAAUCCUUAA
Molecule: messenger RNA, 1573 nt
Organism: Medicago truncatula (barrel medic)
Lineage: Eukaryota; Viridiplantae; Streptophyta; Magnoliopsida; Fabales; Fabaceae
Product: protein MAIN-LIKE 1-like
Exons: 3
Coding region: 470-1573 (367 amino acids)
Biological process (GO): meristem development; meristem maintenance
Source: RefSeq, a predicted model, not a curated record